AUGAAGUACGCAUUCGUCGUUUUCAUGUCUGUUGUAUACAUUUUAAGGUUUACUUUUUCAGAUAUGAGAUUUGUAAAUUAUUCUAUUAUUUCCUUUGCAAAUGGGGGACCAAGAAGAAAAGCAUGCGCACAAGCAUACGAUGAUAACGAUUACUUCGCUGUGAAAAUUGAUGACAUCAAUGGGUCUUGUGAGGGAUUGACGUGGGCCUGGGGUAGUGACCAACAAUUCGAACCGGGCUAUUCAUACCUAAUGAAGAAAGAAACAGUUGAAAUCUAUCAGCCGUCGUUAAAGGUUUCAACUGGUUUUCAAUGGUUGAUACCUGGGACGUUUAGUGUUGGAGGACGGUUAGAUAUUUAUAUAUCUGUGCCGAUAGGCAUCGACUGGCAAGGUUUUGAAAUUAACGUCGCGAAUACAACAGAGUACGGGUUCGAUGUUAAUGAUAACCAGCCCGAGACCAUCAUGGUUCACAUUAUAGCAAAUUAUAAUUCACUGACAGUCAAAACAUAUAGAGAAUAUACCUGGAACAACAAACAUUCCAUGCCAAAUCCGUUUGUGGGAGGAAUAGCUCAUAAGAUUUCAAUUGUUCCAAGAGAGACCGCAAUGGAGGUACUGUUUGAUGAUGAAUUGGCUGUUCAGUAUGAACAUCUUGCUAACCCAAAUACUGCAAAACAACUUGUGUUCUGGUCAUAUGGAAAUACAAUCAUUGACGUUUAUAAUAUAACUUACAUAACCAAUUAAUUUUACAGCGUGUAUAUUAUACGCAAUAUAUUUGUUUAUUAUAUGAACCUAUUCUGAGUGAACUUUUUGGACAUUACCAAGUAUUGUAAAAAGUAUGUUGAAACUGUUUCGUCACAAACACGUUAAACGUUUUUUCAUUACAUGACCUCUUCAAUUUAAAGAUUCUUUUUUAAGUAAGUCUUUUCCCACU
Molecule: messenger RNA, 928 nt
Organism: Ruditapes philippinarum (Manila clam)
Lineage: Eukaryota; Metazoa; Mollusca; Bivalvia; Venerida; Veneridae
Exons: 4
Coding region: 1-738 (245 amino acids)
Molecular function (GO): carbohydrate binding
Source: RefSeq, a predicted model, not a curated record